AUUAAUAGGUUGAACAUAUAUAGUGACAAGUGAUAUCAACACUGAAUGAUAUAUUAUGAUAGGUAUUAUAGACUGAAUUGUAAAUAUUGAACAUUGUAAGCUUUAGAGAGCGAAUAUUGAAUAGGACUUAAUUUUUAUACAAGAAUGUGGAUGUGUUGUCUAGUGAUAAUCCUUGUGCCUUAUUAAAUUAUUUUAGGUGAUAUGAAAGAAACUCAAUAGUAUCUGUUAACAGUUGCAACGAGUUAUAUGAUAAUAAUGGAGGGUAUCUAUAAAGUGAAUUUAAUCGCAAGCGACUUGAGUGCAGAGGAGACCGUCCUGCAGAUCGCGGAUACACUGGACAAUCUGAAUGGGAUCAUAGAUGACGUAUUUUCUCGCCUCUCUUGCCGCAUAAAACAGAACAUAGACAAAACUAACAAAUUGAAAAAUAGGAUAGAAACAUCAAGAGCGAAAGUAGAAAAGCUGACCGGAAUACAAAAGGCUAUUAAAGUGUUCUCCAGCGCUAAGUAUCCAGCGUCUAUUGUACAUGAGCAUUACCAGUCGGUAUUCGGUUUAGAUGGUUAUCAACACCAACCUAAGAAAAUAACUCUGAGCGGUAAAAGCCAGGGGCAGUCGGGCAGGAAGGAAUCGCAGGACAAAAUUCAUUUCUACCAUGUAAAAGUGGCCGAACCCAAAAUACAACCGAAAGAUGAUUUCGAUUUCCACUCUAUAAUUGAAAAGGUGACGACUGUUGGGGAACUUUUGAUUUUCAACACCAAUGAGAGUCCAUAUCUUGACCCUCCAACCAAACCAGCGUAUGUGCCAACAAUUAGUACCAACGUUGCAAGCAAGAGUUUGUUAGAAGCUGCGCCGACUUCUAUUAUGAGGAGAGACAUAUUAAAAAGAGAAAUGGACGAGUAUAUGUACGCUCCAGGCAUUGGAAUGGUACCAGAAUUGGAGAUGCCCCUGGACUUGCCCCAUUUGCCGGGUAUAGCUGGGGACGUGCAGUUCUCUGUGCCAACUGAGGGAUCCAUCGCGCCAUCUGUAGUCACAUCUCCUGUCGCCACUCUCAUUACAUUAUCGGAGUCCGAACUGCCCGAUUUAAAAGAACUGCCCGGUGCUAAAGAGCUUCCGGAUGUCAAGUUGGAAGCGUCUGUGCCGGAUAUUCCGGACGCACCACCGUUACCAGCACCGGCGCCAUUAAGCGUGCAAGUGGCGCCCCCACCGCCUCCGCCGCCACCACCACCACCACCACCCCCACCACCAAUGGAGGCUGUAUCACCUGCCAGUAUUAACAAAGAAGAAAAAAGUUCGGUCCAAUCGCCUCCGUCGGUGGCUGGCGACGCCCACGCAAACCUGAUGGCUGCUAUUCGGCAGGCAGGGGGCGCGGGGCGCGCCAAGCUGAAGCCUGCCACUGAAUCCACUCCAAUAAAGACUCAAGCUGCUAGCGGUGGUGACCUCAUGGCUGAUCUUCACGCCAAGCUGUCGAUGCGCCGUCGAGGUAUAUCCGGCGCGGAACGAUCCGGCGGCGGCUCCGUGCUCCACACCCUGGCUAGCAUCAUACCGGGGCCCGACACCUCCUCACCGCAGAACUCUUCCACCGACGAUGACUGGGAGUAAUUUAUAACAACAUACUUUUACUCUUUACAGCAUUUAAGGCCCGUUCACAUUGAUCAUGAAGAUUGUUUAUUAUUGUUAAAUAGAGAUAAACCGAAUUGUGAUUUAAUACGAUUCCUCGAAUUGGUCAUUAACGAUUCAGCUUAAAUGUUGAUUUACAAAAUAGAUAUUUAAGUUGUCUAUAAGAUAUCGCUUUUAGAACUGAGCCACUUUUUGUAAUUGUACAUCCUUUAUUCUGUCAUUUUAUGUACAAUAAAGAGUUUAAUAUAUAAUUAAUUCAUUAAUAAUUAGUAUUUGAUUAUUGUACGUUACAUGACAGUGUGUAUACGGAUACAGAAGGUUUAGAGCUACUAAAAUAAAAGCAUGCAAAAUAAAAGAGUAUUCGUAUUAAUUCUCGAUUUGUCGAUGUGAAUGAGGCCUUAUGUAGUUGUCUAUAGACAAUAUCUAUACAAUUUAUCUUAUUCUGCUUCGCUUUUGAAAAUUAAAAAAAAAUAUGUAAAAAUAUUUUUGUGCAUGUUUUGUAAAGAAUUCUUGUAUUAUUAUAAAUGUUACUAUAUGUAAGCUGCGGCUUCUGUUGGCAUUAUUAUCUGUAAAAUAGAUUUAAAUAUAUUACAGCCUUGCCAUAUAUUUCAAUGGUCACUUCUGAACGCAAACGGUAGCAAGUAAUUGAUCUUGUACUCAUCGGUUCCCUGGAAUUUCGUUGUUACUACAUCUAGUGGGAGGUCGUCCUACGCAGCAUUGGCCUGUACGGGACCGUCACUUGUGAACAUUUUUUCCCAAUCAGUAGUCUCUUCUUAGAAAGUCUAUUAACUGUACAGUACUUCAAUUAUAAUCAGGCGACACCCUUCGCUGAUCUUUUUUAUCCACCACUUAUUUACAACAUUGUAAAGAAACGACGUAAAACUAAUGUUACUCAUGAUAGUCGUUCCACAAUAUAACCUAUUCCCCGUAUUCCCAUAAUAAGUUGGGAGUGUUUAAUACAUGAAGUAAACCUAAGCGUUGUAAAAUUCUGUAUAUGUUGCCAAAUCGAUUUAAUUGACAAAAUCUUUGACGUCUAACAUCGAUUGAAGAGAUUAAUGAUCAUUAAAAUGUAACAAGAGUCCGCGUUAUUAAUUCAUUACGCUGCUCAACACGCCAUCUUACUUUUUCUCGCGAUCCUUUCAAAUGUAAUCAAUAUGAAAUCAUGACAGAAAUUUAAAACGUCAUUAAAAUUACAAUUAUCUAUGACGAAACGAAUCAAAACCAUACUUGAAAACUAUAUUUCUAAAACAAGCCAGUUAGUUAGUUUUCAGGGGAGACCACGUGGAGGUCGACCUGACAUAGUAUAUUGUCUGCAAUGGGACUGGUAUUACUAACAAUUCCCCCCCCCCCUAUAGUAAGACCGAGUGUAUCCUACUAUAGAUGAGUGUCCCGCUGGUGUGGUGAACACAUGUGUCGUAUUGAUCCAAAUACGUUAUCUGUCAGCGAAGGGUGCCAGCCUGUUCAAACAAGCGCACGUUACUCCAUUAACAAACAAAAAUCGGAAAGGGCCUUCUCGUUCCGAGAGGUUAUUACGAUAAUCGCAUUUCUCACUAGCGGCUAUCUCGCUUUCGUUUCCGAGAAGGUGCGGGCGCAUUAAGUCUUCCCCGCAAACUAUCAACUGGUUGGACUAAUCGUCCGAUUUCAAGAAUCGACAAACAGAUAGAUGUAUAAUAAUAAUACGACGCGCCGCCCUCGUACUUACGCGGAACACCAUAAUUCUAUGACAUUCACAUCCGAUAAUCAGUUUAUUACGCCCAUUAAUAUCUCAUAACGAAUCGUGUGUUAUUAUCGUAAUUCGAAUAAUGAUGAUUGUUUUGUAAACGGUUUCGUUAGAAACUCCGUGUUUUUUUGUUUUUUUUUUUAAUGGGUAAUAAUGGUAUCCCCACCCGCGCUAUCGGUAUACACCGGCGGGGCACCAGUGAAGGAUGAUAGGUGAGGAUGAAGCAGAUCAGUUGGCCCAUCGUGACGAAUUCAACAAGAAUUGUUCACGAUGGUUUCCAAGGGGAACCACGUGGAGGUCGACCUAAUAGGGCAUAUUGCUAGCAAUGGGGCUGUCAAACUCCAUUGCUAACAAUCCCUUUCCCCCCGAAACUCCGUGUUUGUAAGUCUUAUAUUGUAUAAACAUAUUAACGACCUAUUUAUUAGAGACAAGCUUAUCUCAAGUCAUCAAAGGCCAUUAUUGUAUAGGGUGAUUACUAUUAUAGCUAGUAUGUUGUAAUAUAAGUAAGUUUCUUUCUAAUGUUAGUUAAUUUAUCGUAAUUAAGUUUAGGGGGGUUGGGGGGUGAAUCAUGAAAUUGUCCUGUUACUGAUGAAUUUACUAUAGAAUUUAACAACGACUUAGAACAAUAGAUCUGUGAAUUAAAGCAUUAGUAAUGUAGACGUAAGUUGAUAAGGAUAUGUGAUGCGCGUGCCUAGUUUUGAGAGGUGCUAAACAUAAAAAAAAAUAAUAUUUUAUUUGUAUCUUUCUGCUUUUUUAAAAAAUAUUUAACGCUAAUUUUAGCGCGAUCGUUAAGGUUUUGAUGAAUAUUAAAAAGGAUUAUUUAAAAAUAUAAAUAUAUAUAUAUAUAAUCUAUUAAAGUAAAUUAAAACAAUGGCAUUUUUAUAUUUCUAAUUGGCUUCAAGUAAUUAACGGUCCGUUGACUGAAAUCCGUCGUUCACGACUUGUUAUCAAUAAUAAUUCGUAAGAAAACGGAUAGAUAGUGGUUUUUAGAAAUCAAAACUUAAUACAAUUCGUGACAACUCGUCGUGGCGAGUUCGUCUUUUUUGGUCGUAUUCGUAUUUUUCACGAUUCGUGUACACGUGGACACGGUACUGUCGUAAGAAUGUGACCACUGUAAAAAUAAAAAUUAUUCGUCGAUGUGAAUGAAGCCUUAGGUCAAGUUCAUAAACAAGUGACCUGCUAAAAAGACUCCUGCCUGAGUCUUGACUAUGGCCCCCUAAACCGGUUGCUCUGAUCGUACAAAAUCUUUCAAUCAAAUCACUUCAUUCGACGAUGGACGGAAACAACCAAUUUAUAAACAACAAAUACAUACCGGUGUGCAUACUAAAAUGAUCGCUGACGACUUUUUACAUAUUUAUUGAUAUAGUAUUUUUGUUUAUAUUUGAUAUAAAAUAUAUAUAUAUAUAUAUAUAUAGGGUUUCUUGAAAGGGAUGCCCACACGAAACUCAGUAACGUGUAAUAUAAUUACAGAAAAAUCAUUUAUAGAAAUAAAAAAAAAUAUUUAAAAUUUUUGAUUUAACUUGGCUUUCGAUUAUUAUUAUUAAAUUUAAAAGAUUCAGUAAUUUUUUUUCGCAUUUCUUUUUUUACUUUUUACCCGAAACUCAAUAUUCAGGUAACAAUUAUUUAGUUACCUGAAUAUUGAGUUUUGGGUUGGUAUACCUUUUGACCGACCCGGUAUAGCUGGUCGUUUUCAAAUUAAUUUACUAAAUAUCUGUUGCAGAAAUGUUUAAAUAAUAAAAAGAGACACAUAAAAAUCCGUAAGAAAUGUACCUCGUAUAUAUAUUUAGUGUUUGACGAAAAUUACAUUCACGCAUAACCAUUAGAGUACUUCAACGAAUAUCAUUUAAAACUAAACUCUGAACGUGACACGGGUAUAGUAUUGGCGCAUUAGGUAAAUCGUAAGCGGUCUUUUUUACAUGUAUCACAUUUGUAUGCUGAGUAUUAGGCUCACACACUUGACAGUUAGGUUCCGAGGAAAUAGCUGUGGAAUAUUCCUUCAGAUGUCCAUUUCCCUGUAACUAGACUAUUUUAAUAGGGUUAAUGAUAACGUAUAUCUUACUAUUAUGUUAAUUAUAUGAAUAUGUAGGUACCCUACAUAUCUGUGAAUAUUAUUGUCAACAAACAGGAUUGUCUCAAUGUGUUUACUUCCCUUAAUGUAAAUUUUAAAUAGUCCCAUCAAUCUCUUCUUUGAUACGUAAUUAACAUGCCAUUUUACGUCAUCUUGUUUUAUGUAUUUCUAAUUAUAUUGUAGAAGGCGAAUGCUUAUUUUUAUAACAACAAAAUAAAUUUUAAUAUUAACUUAAAAACUUACAAGUACAGGUUACAAAAUAGUUAUUAUCUUCAGGCGCGAAUAUUGGACUUUUACUUUGUAGAUAUCUCUAAAAAAACAUGAUAAAAACGUAUUAUAAAACAUGUAAGUAGGUAAUAUAAAACUUAAAAUUUUCCUUAGAAUUACGGUUCCAGGAAAAGGUGCUAAUGGGACUGAUUAAAUUGGCUAUUAAAAAGAAUAUUUAACUAAGUACAUAAAAAAACAUUAUUGCUCGUAAUUGUCGCUUCAUUAGUUCAAUCUAUUCUUAGGUCUCGUAGUCUCUCAAAGCCUAUAUUCCUUUUUAUUUGAUUUUUUUUUACAAAUUUAGGAGUAAUUAUAUUAUUAUUAGACUUAUAUCUCAGCGAUAAGUUGACACAGAGCACAUUCGUUUUUAAAAGACAAACAGCACACCUCACGCAAUGCUUCUGGUGUUUUGGGUGUGCGGGUGGCGGUUAUUGCUUACCUUCAGGUGAACCGCAUGCUCGUUUACCCUUUGUAUUAUAAAAAAAUAACAGUAAUUUUUCUUCCCUUACUCUUUCCCAACAAUGUAACUGCGCCUGAAACCAUUAAUUUAGUAUACUUCUGUACUCAAUUUCUAUAUCAAUUUAUAAGGAAACUGCAGAGAUAAAUCACCGCACAUCGCUAGUGUCAAUGUACACAUACAUUAAUUAUACAGGAUUUGUCGGUUUUGUUUCCUUAAAUCCGUACCGAGAACGUCUGUUUGUUAAGUAUUAUAUCAACAUGUACCUACGUAACUAUGUACUUAUAUUGCUACGUCACACCAGUUAGUUCAUUCAUAAUACAUAGCCGGGUCUUGCCUAAAUACCUGAUAGUGAAUCAAUCAGUUUAUAUCGAUGACCUGUAUUCAAUCAAUUCCUCUUUUAUUGUUAAUAUUGUUUUAAUGUUUUUUCACAAGUUCCUAUACACGGCCUUAACUUCUAGGUAGAGUUCUUUAAUUCAUUGUAACGAGUCUUCUUAGUUCUUUACAAUAGUAAUCUUAAUUUGUAAUAAUUGUAGGUUUAUUUCGGAAUAUCAACUAUCAUGAAUUAGUAAUAACAUCUUAGUUAAUUUUUUUUUUAUUUAUGGGGACCUACAGAUAGCGAAACUAGCUAUAAUUUAUAAUAAAUAAUGUAUAAUGGGAAACGAUAAUCUUAGUAUCUUUCUUAAUGUUGUUAACGGGAAAGUUUAUAAAGAUAAAUGGUAUAAAUAAAAUUUGAUACUGAUGGACCAUAUGUUACGUUAAUAUAUAGGACCCUUUUUAUUCUAAUUCACGUAGGCAAAACCGUGGCAUAAACUAGCAAUUAAAUAAAAUCUGCUCCCUAACAACCAGACGAAAUAAGCCAAUACAGUUUUAUCACAUGAUUCUAAUUGUUUUUUUUUUCGCAUCUGUAUCUAUUGCGUUUCAUAUUGCCAUUGUUUUAGCUGCUAUAAGAAUUGACUAUUUAAUUGUCUAUGAAUUGUAGUAUUAUAUAUUAAAAUGUGAAAGACCAGAAAAAAGGUAUUUUACGUUUUUUCUUCGAUAUUAUUUUGGUCCAACAACAAAUUAUAAACAUUUUCUCAUAUGAGAUUUUUGAUGAAUUUUUUGCAAAUAUGAUCUGACGGCUCUGUAGGUAACAGUGAACUAUAAUAACAUUCCUGACAUAUCCGAGAAUUGCAGGUAUGUAAAUUAUAACUACUAGAAGUUUAAUCCAUGACAUACAGACGGAUAGCUGCAUGGUGAUAGCAACAGAGGAAUCCAAUUCGUUCUUUAGGCACAGAAUUCUAAGAGUUUGGCAGAUAUAUUCACAUAAAAGAUUAAGAUGACAAUACAUAAUUUAGUUUCAACAGAACAGCUAAAUUAUUCACGAUAUAUGAAAUAGGUAUAAUUAAAAUUUUGCAAUUGUAUAAAAAAAAUUAUAAAAGGCCUGAGCAGAUGCAGGCGUGAUUUUCAGCGAUUUAAAUGUACAUUUUUGUUCGUCAUAAGACUUCAUGCUACUAACAUAGUAUAUCCGUGCUAGUUUUUUUUUAUUUUUUAUUCACCAAGGAAAAUACGUCUCUCGUCUGCGCAGAUCCUAAUAAUUUUAUAUGAACACAUGUCUAUGAAUUUGUCCUAAAAUAUUUAGAACUUUUUGCAACAAUAAAUCACUGCUUAUUUCUCGCGCGAUAAAUGUAUAUCAAUUCGCACCGAGGAAUCGUGUGAUCAAUGUCGUUGGUUGUAUUUUGUAUUUAGCUUUAAGUUUUCCAGUGCUUGGUUGGUGUUUAAUACUAAAACAAGCUCACGAUACUAAAUUGUUGAAAUUAUACAAUGUGUACAGUAGUAAUAUUGGUUUAAAUGUAAAAACUUAGCUGGUAAGUGCGUAAACUAUAUUAUUAUUUUUUUAUUAGGGAUACUUGCCUCUUAUAAGUUUUAUUAAGUUUUUGACUGACUGAGUUAAUUAAUAAUAUCAAUUAAUUAUGUUAUUCAUAUUUUCAAUUUAUACAUAAAUGUGAUUUAGAAUGUCAAUUCGAUUAUGUAUUUUUACAAAAUACAAUCUAUAUACCAUAGUUCAGCUGUUAUUGUCGUGGAUAUUGUAUUAUGAUCUUAGAUAUUGGUGUUCUAUGUUGUUUUUUACAUCAGGUUUUAGUAGGAAUAAUAUAUAUUAAAAAAAAUGUUAUAUUAUUUAUACAUUUUACGAAUAAAUGGUUGGAGAUGUAAAUUUACACAUAGAGUCGCACACUAAUGCUACGCCAUGAUGAUCCACGCCCUUGACUAGACGUACGUUUAUUGUAUGAAUGAAUUUUAGAUAUUAAAUUUUCAUAAUUAUAAAUGAGAUGCAAUAA
Messenger RNA from Galleria mellonella (greater wax moth), 8441 nucleotides. RefSeq names its product WASH complex subunit 1 (gene wash). Gene Ontology annotation, molecular function: alpha-tubulin binding; actin binding; gamma-tubulin binding. Lineage: Eukaryota; Metazoa; Arthropoda; Insecta; Lepidoptera; Pyralidae. Gene Ontology annotation, cellular component: early endosome; WASH complex; recycling endosome. Gene Ontology annotation, biological process: retrograde transport, endosome to Golgi; exocytosis; Arp2/3 complex-mediated actin nucleation. The record is from RefSeq and is a predicted model, not a curated record. Bases 247 to 1596 code for a protein of 449 amino acids. The transcript is spliced from 6 exons.